AUGUCGUCUUCGAAACAUGAACACUCGCAUGAUCACCAUCACGAACAUCACGGUCAACGACGAUUAUUCUGUCGAACGAAGACAUUUCGCUUGUUGGUCAUGCUUACAUUGACAUUCGGAUUCUUCAUUGUCGAAUUGAUUGUUGGUAAUCUAACCAAGUCGGUUGCACUUGUUGCCGAUGCGUUUCAUAUGCUGUCGGAUGUAAUAUCAUUAGUGAUUGGUAUUGUUGCUGUGCGAAUUGUCAAACGUCGUUCCAAUGCGAAUACGUACGGUUGGGUACGUGCGGAGGUUGUCGGUGCCAAUGUGAAUACAGUGUUUCUUUUGGCUCUUUGUUUGACGAUUAUCUUCGACGCGGUAAAACGGUUUAUCGAGCCUGAACCAAUCGAAAAUGUGAAUCUAUUGUUGAUUGUCGGUUCGAUUGGUUUAGGAAUCAACGUUAUUGGCCUAUUUCUGUUUCAAGGCUUCCACGGACAUUCACACGGAGGUCAUUCACAUGGACACAGUAAAGUCGAACAUAAUGGAAAUAACCUUGCAGAUGAACAUAGUAAUAGUGCGAAUAGAUUUGAACGACACAGUACACGAGCUUUACAGGAAGUUAUUGCCGAUAGUGUAACUCAGGCUGAUCAGAACCCAUCUGAUGUUGUUAUAGACAUUCAAGAGAAACAGACAUCAAAGAAGAAAGCAUCUAUGAAUAUGCACGGUGUAUUUUUACAUGUCCUAGCUGAUGCACUUGGUUCAGUCGUUGUUAUUAUUAGUGCACUAAUUAUCAAAUUUGUGCCUCACGAUAAGACCGAUAACAAGCACUGGACCGUUUACAUCGAUCCGAGUUUAUCUGUGAUCAUUGUUAUUAUCAUCACAAUCUCGACGAUUCCACUCUUUCGUGACACAUCUUCCAUACUACUUCAGACAGUUCCUAAACAUCUUGAAGUGCAGCGAAUUAAAAGCGAACUGUUAGAAGCCGUUCCGGAAAUCAGUAGUGUUCAUGAACUGCAUAUCUGGCGAUUAACGGACGAAAAGAUCAUUGCUAGUGCACAUUUGCACCGGAAAACUCUAGCGAAUUAUAUGUCAGUCGCUGAUAAGGUGAAGAAGUUUUUUCAUUUGAUCGGAAUCCAUUCUGUGACAAUGCAAUAUGAAUGCGAUGAUGAUUAUCAUCAAACGCCAACGUUACAUCGAACUAGUUUCAGUGAAACAAAAAUCGCAGGUGAUUGUCUGUUGCGCUGCGACGAUAAUGCUUGUGAUACACAAACCUGCUGUACAAUAGUAUCGGCUCGGUCCAAUACGUUAUUGAGCAAUCAAGAUGCCGAUUUUGUUGAAAAUCCGGUUCAAUUUUCUUCUAUUAGUCGGACAUUUGAGAAUAGGAAACCUGUAGAGGAUCAAACUAGCUCGAAUAAAUCAUUUGUAAAUGAAAAGUUUUGA
Messenger RNA from Adineta ricciae, 1416 nucleotides. The record is from the annotation of a GenBank genome assembly. Lineage: Eukaryota; Metazoa; Rotifera; Eurotatoria; Adinetida; Adinetidae.